Nothoprocta perdicaria is the source of this 2048-nucleotide messenger RNA. It is a transcript of the gene CNOT7, whose product is annotated as CCR4-NOT transcription complex subunit 7. Gene Ontology annotation, cellular component: CCR4-NOT core complex; P-body; CCR4-NOT complex. NCBI's taxonomy places the organism in Eukaryota, Metazoa, Chordata, Aves, Tinamiformes, Tinamidae. Bases 86 to 943 code for a protein of 285 amino acids. Gene Ontology annotation, molecular function: nucleic acid binding; poly(A)-specific ribonuclease activity. The record is from RefSeq and is a predicted model, not a curated record. The transcript is spliced from 6 exons.
GUGAGGGCAGCUCGAGGCCGCUCUCCAUGCAGGUGGCCGCCGGGGCAGUGUCGCUGUGGAUGCCCGGCCCGUGACGCGCCCCACUAUGCCCGCGGCCACCGUCGACCACAGCCAAAGAAUCUGCGAGGUCUGGGCUUGCAACUUGGACGAGGAGAUGAAGAAAAUCCGCCAGGUUAUACGCAAGUAUAACUAUGUGGCUAUGGACACAGAAUUUCCAGGUGUAGUUGCAAGGCCCAUUGGAGAAUUCAGGAGCAAUGCCGACUAUCAGUACCAAUUGUUACGCUGCAAUGUAGACCUGCUAAAAAUAAUUCAGCUAGGACUGACGUUUAUGAACGAGCAAGGAGAAUACCCUCCAGGAACUUCAACUUGGCAAUUCAAUUUUAAAUUUAAUUUAACAGAAGAUAUGUAUGCCCAGGACUCAAUUGAAUUACUCACGACAUCUGGCAUCCAGUUUAAAAAGCAUGAGGAAGAAGGAAUUGAGACACAGUACUUUGCAGAACUGCUUAUGACAUCCGGAGUUGUACUGUGUGAAGGAGUCAAGUGGCUUUCAUUUCAUAGUGGAUAUGACUUUGGCUAUCUAAUCAAAAUCCUGACAAAUUCUAAUUUACCUGAAGAAGAGCUGGACUUCUUUGAGAUAUUGAGAUUGUUUUUCCCUGUCAUCUACGAUGUAAAAUAUCUCAUGAAGAGUUGCAAAAAUCUAAAGGGUGGAUUGCAAGAAGUGGCUGAGCAGUUAGAGCUGGAAAGGAUAGGACCACAGCAUCAGGCAGGAUCUGAUUCUUUACUCACAGGAAUGGCCUUUUUCAAAAUGAGAGAAAUGUUCUUUGAAGAUCACAUUGACGAUGCCAAAUAUUGUGGCCACUUAUACGGCCUUGGUUCGGGGUCAUCGUAUGUGCAAAAUGGCACAGGAAACGCCUAUGAAGAAGAAGCCAACAAGCAGUCAUGACAUGAAAUGAAAGGCCGUCUUUUUGGAGCUCCACGUGCUUGUAUAUAGGUUUUAUCUCUGGUUGAACCCCUUGGACAAUAAGGCUUUUUUUCCCCCUUUCUCAGCACACGUUCUUUUCUGCCUUUCUAUGUACUAAACCUGACUGUUCCUAUCACAGAUUUUGAUCUUAAUAUGUAGAAUUUUCUGGGUUACUUCUGCUAUCAUAGCUAGCCCAUUUGUAAAGAAGUAUGUACAGGAUCAGUGUGGCAGAGAGGAGGGGAAAACUAAAUCAUAAUGAAUAGUCUUGUAAACUUACCUAGUUGGUCUUAGUUUUUUUUUUGUCUCUCCCUCUCCCCACCCCCCUUUUCCUCCUACAAAUUAACUAGCACUGAUUAUAACCAGCUUCCCCCUUCUUGUCUGUCCCUUCCAGUCUGCAGGCGUUUUAGCUAUUCAAGAUUGUGGACCAUCAAAUUUGCACUUUAGAGGGUGACUCUGACUCAGAUCCUCUGUUUUAUUUGAAGCUAUUUUUCCUUUUGCCCUUAGCUAGAAAACAAUCAGUCGCCAAGUCCAGCAGCUUCACUCUGAAUUCCCUCGGCAUCAGCCCGUAGCCCAUGGCUCAUUCGCUGCGUAACCUCCAUUGGUUCGAGCMAAACCAAACUACUGAAAUUGGAAUAACUGCUGCUGUUUCACUCGUGUCCAGUCCUGGCCAAACACAUCCUGCACGUGCCAGCCUGUGGCUGGCCUGCUGCUGCUUCCAAACCGCUCGCUCCUUGCUGGGGGAAGGACGUUUGGGAAACCGGCCUUACACCCUUCAGGAACAGAACAGCUCUCACGGUAGCGUCGCUGCCACUAAGCCGGGAGUGGAAGGAUUUGGGAGCUGCAUAUGGGAAUGCUGCAAGGGCCCGCGGCCCUCCGUUAGCUUCCGAGCUUUUAGUCUCCUAAUGUAUAGCCCACGUGUUUUUUAUGAGGUCAUAUUUAUUAUGUACUUGAUUUGAGGAUUUUUGAAAGGCAGUUUAGUUAAAGAGAAAAACCCAAAGACCGGAAAAAUGCUAUUUAAUUGAAUUAUUAAAUCAGAAGAACAAUUAAAUCGUGCUUUUUUGUAGUUGCUACAAAGAGAGAUGUUACA